CUGUAAACACAUGGACCGAUAUUUGGUACUGAACUGACAUAAAAAUCUACGUUUUUGGUGAUGUCAUCACACAAACCAAUGAUGCAUGACCGCAACGGCCAUUAUCAUGAUCCCUUGUGGACAAUAUGAGUGCAAGAACCCGGAGAAAGUAUUGGCAAAAUCGUAGCAUUGAUGAUAACCUACUCAAACAAGUCGCCCAUUCGCCAAAACCAUCAACAUCUGACGAUGUCUCGCCCUCAUCGAAAGUAGGAUAUGGGGCCAUAUGUGUACAUCAAAAGGUUGAGAUAGGCCAUACCCAUAGCUCUGAUCAUAUUAGUACGUUUGUGGAUGAAGACCCGGAAGGAUUGUACAAUCUCUCUGAUGUCAAAAUAGGUCUGAAUCCUAAUGCUUUGUCAGACCAACAGGAAUUAAAUCAAGAUAUCAGUGAAAACAAACACUAUUCUGAUUUGACAAAUCUUGUAACAGAUUACCACGUGGAUAACCCAGCAAUGGAGUCUGGCAAGAAAUCAAGUACCCCUUCCUCUGACAGCAAACUUGUCAAAAAGAAACAAAGGAACCAAUCUGGAACCUUUCAAUGCGAUAUUUGUGAUCGGACUUACAAAUAUUAUUUUGAUAUGCGUAGACAUGUGAGAGAUAAUCAUGUUAAGACAUUAAAACAAUGUAAAGGGAACAAGGCAUUGACUGAAAAGGUCAAAGCUUAUGUGAAAAAAAACAUUCCAUACAAAUGUAAAGUUUGUGGCUCCUUAUACAGUACACCAAAAGGUUUGUCUCUUCAUAUGAAAGUUAUUCAUUCAGCCAAAUUACCAGCAAAAUCAAAAUCCAUCAAAGAUAAAACUGCGCGUAGCAAAGAUUUGAUUUCUCUGCUAAAGAAUGCAAAGUCAAAGACAUCAGUUAAGUCUCAAUCUCCAAAAGGAAACAAGAAGGACACACCAGACAAGGAAAGUCCAUCACCAAGAAAAAAAACUGUUCAACCAAAAGUUCCCUCAAAUGGAACACUAGUACAUCCAAAAUCAAGUGUGUCAUCUCCCUCCAUAGCAAAAUCUCCACCCAUAAAAAACAGUACAAAACUUUCUGGGAAUAGGAGUCACCCAAUUGAGGUUGUAUUUCAAAAGAAGGAAAAGAAAUUGAGAUGUAAACUAUGUCAGAAAAUUUAUGGUACACGUACGGGGAUCUUGUACCAUCUAAAGAUCACUCAUCUUUACUGCUCUGCCUGUUACAAGCAGUUUUGUUAUCAGAAGGUCUACGACAAGCAUAUGGAGUUCAAGCACAAUCAGCAUCAAGUCGUAGUUGAUGACCAUUAUUUCUCUAAUUUGUCUAAAGCAAACGAGACCACAAUUUCUCCUGAACCCAAGAAUGCAAAUAGAGAACCUUGUUUUGUGGAUAAAGAUUCAGAAGGUUUGAAAGCACAGGAAUGUACAACGAAAAAGUUGCCUGCCAAACAGAAUUACACUUCUGAACUUGCUGUACCAUCUGUAACUUCAUCUCUUAACACUAGUAACGCUGUUAAAAUCCCAGAAGGAACAGUCCUCAGUCCUUUAAAAAUCAAAUUAAACCGACUGCCAUCAGACCCUACUGCUCUCAAAGAUCUUAGUAUGAGAUAUGAGGUGGUUCCCAUCAAUAAAAGCGUUAAAAAGGACAACAAAAGUUUGGAUGAGAAUAGUGUAAAAAAUGCAGUGUUCUCCAGCCCACAAGACAAGCUUGUUUCCACUCAAAACAUCAGUGAAAGUGACAGUUCUUUUGAAAAACCUGUGACUCGGCCGAAAAUGGGACCCAAAUCCAAAACACAAAAAUCAACGAUUAUCAGAAAUGAAUCAAACGUCCUUGAAUUACAUGCACAACCAGUAACAGUCUCCAAUAAAGGAAAAGUUGUGAAAUUUAUAGACGAAACAGAUGAGUGUAACAGUGAAAUAUCUGUUGUAAUGGAUCAGGAAAGCCAUUCGGAUAAUCAAAACUUUAGGAAGACUCGGAGCAGGCCAUUUGGAGUUAGGAAGGGAGAGAAGACAAAUAUUUCAGCAAGUGAAGCAAAAUUGAAGGAUAGUUCCCAAGCAGCAGUUAAUGAUCAUCAAAUUGAUACCAUGGAGACAGAUGAUUUUAAUACAGAACAUUCUUCUUGCAUGGAGGAUGCUAAGGACAUUGCAAUGAAGCAGUUGAACACUUCCACAAAGCAAUCUACUCUCCAAAGUUCGACAUCUGCUGAGCGUGUAACAAGAAGCUCUUCACAACCAGCUGCAAGAGGAAAUACCCUAUCAGUAAAGAGGAGUCAUUCAAUGCCAGGUAACUCUUCACUGUCAUCAACAGAAGAUCUUCCUUAUGAUUGCCCUAGGAAUUCUACAGCUAUGAGGUCUUCUCGGCCGACAAACCAGAAAGAUUCAUCUAAAUGUCAGAAGCCAAUGCAUGAAUCCAGGACAUUGACAAAGUCAUUGGAACAUUUGACAAGUUCAUCUUUGACUACUCAUUCAGCCAGGAAUCCCUCCCUGCUUAGGAGAGAUACAAAUUCAGAAUCUUCACAAUUAACUCAUUCAACCAGGAACCUUUCAUUACGGACUAGGAAAGCUACAACUUCUGAAUCUUCUCAGUCAACUCAUUCAACCAGGAACCUUUCUCCCUCGCCUCGAACUGAAACUGAUGCAACUAUGGAAUCUUCACUGUUGACAAGUUCUUCCAGGAACCUUUCAUUACGGACUAGGAAAGUUACAACUUCUGAAUCUUCUGCAGAGUUUACUCAUUCAACUAGAAGACCUCUACCAUCACCAGUUACAGAUACAACUACAGAAUCUUUUCAGUUAACAAGUUCAACAAGGAAUCCUUCAUUACAAACUAGAAAAGCUUCAUCUUUUGAAUCUUCCACAAAGCUUACCAAUUCAAUCAGGAAUUCUUCUCUUUCGCCAUCAACUAGGAAAGACACUGAAUCAUCACAGUUGACUAGUUCAUCCAGAAAUGUGUCACUAUCAUCAAGGAAAAAAACAACCUCAGAAUCUUCCAUAUCAUUUACUCAUUCAAGUAAGGAUUCUUCUCCUUUGCUGCCAACAACGACAGAUCCUGAACCUUCUUCAGUGUCAUCUAGGAAAUCAGUACAUUCAUCUGAAAUUGUAGCCAGUUCUUCACAGUUAACUGGGAAAAAUAACACACUUGACUCACCUUCAGAGUCCACCAGAAAUAAUUUGGAGUCUGGUGACACCAAUCAUAGUCAAACAAAACCUUCUAAAGAAAAGAAGUCUUGCGAAGAAACAGAUACUAGGAGAUUGGAAGAUUCUAUAGAGCAUUCAACAUUGCAUUCAAGAAGUAAGAUCACAUCAGUGUACAAUCAUGACAUUCGAGAACUCAUGUUCGGGAAAUCCUGCAGUGCAUCAGAUCUUCAUGUAGACGAUAAAAAAUCACCAGAACAUCAUGAGGAUUUUGGGUGGAAAAUAGUGACUGAAGAAAGAUCUUACGACCUAAACAAAUUAACUUUGAAAAUAACAAGGAAUGUGAAAACGGGUAUGAGAAGUGUGAAAACACAACAAAGGUUCUUAUGUAAUUUAUCAGGACUGAAACUGAAAAUUGUUCGAGAUUUUUCACAGCAGAAAAGGACAGUUCUCUCAGAUGAGGAUGGAAAGAACCAAAGAGAAACGGACCAGUCGGACACGUCGGCAUAUUCCACAUCUCAAACCAUAUCAACAGGAUCCCUAGUGGAUGAGCUGUCCUCUGACGUUGAAAAUGAUAUAUCUAGCACCUGUCAUACUCUACAUAGCUCUCGAACUGGCGAUUCUGCAUCUUCGUCUAAAGACAGUGAUGAUUUCACAUCUCCAAGAAAGACAGACAUAAAAUCCAUAGAUCGUGUGCCAUAUGGAGGAUAUUUGUUUGAUGAGGGAAUAUUGAAUUCCCAAAGAACUCCGUCCAGUAACAGAUGUGAUGGGAAAACAUCCUACCUGAUGCCGUCUGAUGACAUAACUGAAUCAUCAGAUAAUGAAGGUCAUGAUGAUCCAAAUUCUCAGGAAAAGAACGUCGGUGUCAACCGUGAAAGAAAAUUACGAGGAAACCUUGAUGUCACAAAUUCAGAAGAAACUACCUUUGUUGAUAUAGAUGAAAAACUGAUGAGGCACACUAAGGGUAAUUCCAAAUCAUCUUUAGAAAGUGUUCAAGCAGCAGUUGCUAAUCUGAUUGGACCCUCAGGUGACCAUGUUCCAAAUAAAACAUCUCCUAAACCUGUUGAAGGACAAGCAUUGGGUAGUGACAACAUUCCGAGAUUGUGUUCAAACACUUCCGACGAUCUUUUGAAACAUGUUAAGGAACGAGGUGUUGCCAAGGUGCUGCUGGAACAAUUACAAGAUUCAAUGACUUUGCAGGAUCCGUUAGUUAAGAAAAGAAAUUGUGUGACAAAAUUGAACAGGCCCGCUCCUGCAUCUGUUAAGAAACAACGUUUGUUAAGCCAGGUGAUGGUGGUUGAUUCAGAUGAAUGUUGCAAAAGUGAGCUGAAGAAUGAAAAUGUUACGGUUACAUGUCAAACGUCUUUGCCUUCGGGUGCUUUUGUCGAUGAGAUUGAUGGAGAAUGCAUCGGAUCCCCUGGCUUGGGGGAAUUUCCACCUGAGAAUUUGACCAAUUUAGAUAGACAGAAAGGACCCAGCAAUGGAAAUGGAACAAGAGUCCUCAAGGCAGACAUGAUCAGCCAAUAUCUUUUGAAGGGUUUCAAUGAAAGUGAUUUAGAUAUCCUACUAAACCAAAGCUUAGAUGAUAGGGAUGAAUCUUCAGAUCAAAAUGUAGAUGUGACUUUGUCAGAUGAUGGUUUAUAUGCAACUGUGCAUUCACAACAGGGGGAUAAAAACAACAAUCAAUUUAAAGGUGAGGUCCUGAAGGAAAUCAUGGGUAUUAUUCAGUUUGCAAACCCAGGUCUAUUCCAGAUGGAGAGGGAAUUAGAAAAAAGUAAAGCUGGUCUUGAUAACAAUGAUUGUCACAGGAAGCUACGGAACAUGAAUACACUAGAGAAAAAGUAUAAAGUGAAGUCUGCUCACAGAAAAUUGAAGGAAGAUUCAGCAGUCACUGAGCAAGAAUCAAAAGAUUCGUAUGUCAAGAAUAUUGAUGCACUUGAGCUGUCAGAAAAGUUACCAGAAGCAAACAUAGAAGAGAUGAUAUUGUCAUCUGCUGAUGAAUGCGAGAAAGGAACUGAAAUUGGUUUGAUAAACAAAAGUAUCGCUAAAACAGGCACUAAUUAUGCUGGCCCGAAAGAUUGGAUACCCCAAAAUGAGGAAAGCAGCAACAUUUCUGAAAAGGAAAAAAAGGAGAUUCCUGCCCCUGUUAAUGUAAACCUUACUGAGGACCGACCAGAAACAGUGCAACAGUCUCUGGAGAACAAGCCAAGCAAGACAAAUGCUACAGCAGACGUAUUACCACACCUACCUAAAUGCAGUGUGUGUGGAGACAGUUUUCCAUCAGUAAAGAGUUUGGAAAGUCACCAAGUUAAAUGUCACCCAGAAAAAUUAAGAAAAUUGCAGAAAUUUGCAUGCAAAUUUUGUGGAAUGAUAUAUGCACAAAAACAAAAUGUGAAGAGACAUGUCAAAAGUAGACACUCAGAAAUUCUUGCCAAUUCACUGGAGGCUUUCAAUGAUGUAUGUGAAGUGAUAGAUAUUGUUUGUGAUCAAUCUACAAACCAUCAUAAUUCAGACGAUAUUUAUGAUGUAAAUAUCCAGUAUCAUUGCUUAAUUUGUAAUAUGAUCUACAAGAAAAGGAGCAGUGUUUUAUGUCACAUCAAGUCCAGUCAUAAGAAAAGAGAUUUAUUAUAUAAACAUGUCAGCCAGUGCUAUGUUUCCAGCAAAACACACCCAGAUAGUUUAAUGGAAAGCUCUGAAAACUCGAAAAUUCAGUGUCUUGAUACCAACUGUAACAUGGAUGAGUCUGAGGCAGCAGUACAUAAUCUGUUAGAGAGCUUUGGAGAGGAUGUUUCUACAAAUAGAACUAGGGCCCAGGAUCCAGAUGUCCUGUACAUGGAAACACCAAAACCUAUGACACCUGACUCAGAGGUCAUGCGGUCAUCUGAGAUGGUAUCAAAAAGCACAGGGUUUAAUUGUCAGGAAUACAAUGGGAAGAAUUUUUCUGAGGAAGUAGGACAGGUUGAUCAUGGGAGUGGAGAUGUCUGUCUCCAAGGAGAUCUGCAAGAUCAUGUGACACAUGGAGAUCAGCAAGAUCAUGUGACCCACGAAAAUCUACAAGAUCAUGUGACACAUGGAGAUCAGCAAGAUCAUGGACAAUCAGAGAACAUAUCGCAGGAGGUACAGGGGGAUCAGAGGGGAAACACACUGAAACAUCGAAGAGAUGCUUGUGAAUGUCAUGUGAAUUUAGAACAGGAACAGCAGGGAAAUGAACACCAGAAAGUUACAGGUGUUUUAGCUUUAGUGGAGACAGGUCAGAAUAGCAACAUUGUAUGUCCUCCGUCUGAAACCACAUCUCCUGAAACAUCUGCACCAUGUUCAGAGGUUGAAGGAGAAUCCAGACAUGUAGAAGAAGAUGAACAUGAGCAGAAUUUUCCUAAUGCACCACAUGGUCCUAUGCAGUACAUGUGUAAAAGUGAUGACAAGAUUUGCGAGGAGGUUGCUCAUCAGACCGGAUUAACUAUACAUCAAAACAGUGUGGUCAGGAUUUUCCGUCUGCCUUCUCAUUGGUUGACAGCAGAUUCCAUUUUGAAGCCUGAAGGUUCUGUGGGAAAUGUUUUUUUGAAAAGAAAAACCGUCAGUGGGGACACAGAAUCGAACCAUGUGACCAGUCCCCCGAAUGAGGCUGCUCAACCUGUAAGUUGUAAGGAAGACCAUAAACAGGAAAGCAUACUAUGUGUUAAACCUAUCGGAGAGACCCAAUAUGCUGCACUAUUGUCUGCUCGAUCUAAAGGUGAUUCCAAACAAAGAUUCAUUUGUGACUUGUGUGGAUUUUCAUACACAUCCAAAGCAAACUUAAAGAGACACUUUAUCACGAAGCAUUCGGAUCAAGUUACAAGUUCAGAUGAAGCUUUAAACGUAAGAUUGGAAAAAAGUAAUUCUGAUGCUACAGAUAAAGAAAUCUCAAGUUUUACACAUAUCCAAACCAUCGGAGAAACAACAAGUGUAAAUCCAACUGAAAAAUCAGGAAAAAUGGCUAUCAUCUCCUCUGCUGAUUCUGAAGGUCAGAUCGAGUUGAGAAAAUCAACAAUGGAAUUAACAGAUGGUUCUGGAAACAAAGACACAAGUGAAAAACAGGAUGGUCAAUUAGUCAUAGAAUCAAACAACCAGUUGGAGGUUCUGAAAGAAAAUUUAGAUAACCAGUUGGACAUUCAACAAGACGACCAAGACAUUCAUACAGACUUGGUAGACAAAAUGGCGACACAACCAGUUCUUAAUUCAACAAUACCAAACACAAAUCAAGUUCCUGAAGCAUCAGAUCAACAACCAGGCAAAGAAAAAAAACUAAAAGGAUCUAAACAUAAAAAAGAUAAAUCAAGAAGGAAACUGAUGAAAGUGAAGGUACCAUUAAUCGGUUCGCCAGCUAGCCAUACCAUCACAGAAUUUGAAAUGGCAAUAAGCACUCCAGCGCAAUCACAACGCAAAUUAAAGAAAAGGAAACUGGAUCGACAGACUUCUGCUGAAGAAGGGCCAUCAUCCAAAAGGCCAAGUUCUACCGAUUCAAAGACUGGGUUUGAUAAAACUCUUCAAGGUGUUACAGUGGAGAAAACCUCUUGUGAAGCACAAGAAUGUUUCCAAACCCCAGAAGAAGAUGUGUUUUCUGGUGAUACGGAGAUGGUUGAUGGCCUUUUGAAUGUGUGUGAAAUAGACACUGAAAUCCAAAGUGGCUCAGAAACAUCCCCUAGAAAAUCCGAGAGCCCUAGGAAACCAAAAAAAAGUAUUGAUAAGAUAGUCCAGGGUAUCAUUCAACGACACAAGGAUAUGGAAAAUAAGAAAAGUCAAGAAAAAUUGGAUCCACCUGAAGUGGAUUUCCCUGCACCGUUUGAGGAGAUUCUUGCUCGGUGCAAAGGCAAAGCUGUAAAAUCUGCUGAGGUGAGCGAGUCUACAGGAUCUUUAAAUGAUGAAAAUUCAAAUUCGUCAUUUGGGUCUCAAAAUAAUGCCAAGUUAUCAGUUAAACCCAUUGAUAUAUUUUCUUCCCUGAGAACAGGUCCAUCUGUUAAGUUUGGAAAAAGUUUCCGAAAGAUACCAACUCAAACAGCUUCAACUGAUGAAGAAAGACAAUUCAAAUCACCUCUAGACAGAGUCGGAGCUGAGGUACCGAUGAAAUUUGGAGCAACGCAGGAAAGAAAGAAGGUUGGUGAGGCCACUGCUAAACCAAUAAAACAGAGCAACAAAAAUUACUUGAUUGAUAUAUUGAAGGACAUUCCCUCUAUAUAUGACUGCAGUAAAGAAGAAGGACGCUAUGUUUCGCCAUGGGACAACCCAUCAGUGAGUGAACCUGAGAAAUCUGUCAUUGGUGUGACAAAACCACCUGUCUUUUCCAAAACUGUACACUUUGUCUCUGAUGUAAAUAAUAGAGCACCAAACAACAGCGUGCACAAAGUAAAUAACGAAACGUCAAACAAGUUGGUAAGAAGUAAUGUCUCGGAUAUUUCCAAUGAAGAUAUGAGAAUUGAGGUUUCUGAUGAGAAUGUUAGAAUGAAAAUAGAUAAUAACUGUCAAAAAAUAGUGGAUACUGAUGAAGAGGAUUCAUUGGAAAAAGGAUUGGAGUUUGUUUCUGAGGAAAUUGUGGAGGAAAAUAAUGAUGGUGUUACUAUGACAACAAAGGAAAAUGCAGAGGAAAAGCAGUAUUUCUCAUCAUUGCCAGAUGAAGAUGAUAAUAAGUUGACUAUUGUAGAUGGUGAGAAAGAUGAAAAUUUGUAUGAGGAUGAAAAUGAUGAGGAUACAGAUGAUGGCCUUAGAAAGAACGACCGAUUGGAUGAUGAUGAACCUGAAGAUGAUCAGCAGAGUGAUGAAGAUGAAGAAGACGAGGAAAAUAAGGAUUCUGACAAUCAUAGAAACAGUGACAGAGAGGAUGAUUAUCCUAAUGAUGAGGAAGAAACUAAAGAUUCUGACAGUGAAAUGGAAGUGGAGGAAUUCGAUUUCUUAUCUCCUUCGGAACCUCCCUUAAAACGUCAUGAGAAAAAUGUGAGUGAUGAAGAAAGGGACAUCCUGUCUAUAGACUACGACUCUGAUGAAGCAAGUUUCCUUGACGAUGCCGGGUCCAUUGCCAGUCGGAAAUCAGUUUCCAAGAGAAGGUCUCUAGCUGCAGUUGAGUCUGAAUUGGAAGCUAUUGAAGUUUCAUCUGUGGCAGUGUCAGCUAUGGACCUUGCCAGUGAAUCAUCACUCGUCCAGUCCAAAAUACAGUGCAACCCACCUCCUGUGUUGACCCCAGCUGUGAUUUCAAAAGCAGUUACAAUAUUUCUGACUGGUGGAGGUUACUGUUAUAGCUUCCUACGCUAUGGCUACUGUAGACGUAGGGAUACAUGCAGAUAUCAACAUACCAUACCACCUUUAGAUUGGUUCUUCAGGCGAGGCCAAGCUACAAUAUUAGAUUCUCGAGAGAAGCCUGACAUAAAAAGGGCAUUUGAAGUUUACCACCUUUUGAAGACACUGAACGUGAGGCCUAUCACUCGUGAUAUCAUUGAGGUCCUACUGAACCUUGCUGUUAAUGCCUGGGACACUGAUGCAGCCUUCCAGCUGUUUGGGGAUAUGAAAGCUACUGACCUUAUCAAUGACAUGACUUCAGUGAUGUUGGUGCGUUUGUGUAGCAGCUCCCCUCAGAACUAUACUGACCAACUUUGGGCUCUGUUCCAAGUAGUUCUGGAGAAAAAUCUCAAGCUUGGUGGGGAUUGCAUAGAUACAAUUGUACAAGGAUUUUCCAUGAGGCGAGACUACAGCAAACUCCUGGAAGUUUUGUACUAUUCUAACAAUAUUCCUGAAUAUGUGGUACCCGUGCAUGUAUUACAUAUGCUCUUGAUCACCUGCCUUAAGUUUCCUGAGGAGUACCUACCAGCCACCACUAAGUGGGCCGAGACCUGUAACCAAAACUUGCUGCGUCAACUUGAACCCAGAAUAUUGGUGGACCUUUAUGAUACAUGUGUGAAACACAACAACAGAGUCCUCUGCUCCCUGUUAGAGAGACUUACCUCCACCAUGCUACCAGUAAACCAGGGAGAACCCCCAGAAAUCACAGAUAUACUAGACGAACAGGAUUGGAAUGGGGACAGUGUUGGCGAGAAUGUGAUGACAAGUUCUGAUGAAUACAAAGGACGCCAACACAGAAUAAGGGGAUGCAAAUUGACAAAGAAUUGGGAACAUCUUGGGUCCAUCUUUGUGGAGCUGUGUUGUGACCUGGAGCUAAGCAAUCCAAACUAUAUCCAGGAAUACGUCUACGUGCUGACAGAUUCCAUGAAACCAGAGACCAUGGCUGAAAACUUCAAGCUAUUCCUACAGGCCAUUCAUAAAGAGAUGGAGACAAAGAUGGCAGACAAUAUGGAUGUACUGGAUGAGCCGUCACUGGCACGUAUUGGUGCAGGACUUCUGCAGUGGUGUUACAAGGAGGGACAAUGGGAGCAGGGCUAUCACCUGCUGUUUGUGAUGCAUCAGACCCGAGUCUACUAUUACAAGUGUACUGGCAAAGGAACCAUUGGUACAGCCCUCAUUGCCAUGGAGAUUUGUCUCAACACUAACAACCCAGACAGUGCUCUUCAAAUUCUAGAACGUUCUAAAGGACAGAUUUUGACGAGUGAAAAUCCAGCUAAUGUCACAAGAAUUUUGAAUAACCUGUUUGACAAGUUGUUGGAAAAAUCGUAUACAAAGAUGGCUUUCACUGUUCUUGUUAUAUUUCUAGAAAAACGAGAACAAGAUCAGGCUCCAACAGAUUUAUCUCUCUAUUUUAACUGCCUUGUCCAGAAAUCACUGUUGAUGAGUGACAUUCACACUGCUUUAGGAGUGUUCAAAAUACAAAAGGAGACAGACAAUGGUAAACUGAAUGUGCUUUGCCUGCGUGGACUUCUCACAGCUUGCGGUAAACACAUGUUCGACAAUAAAUAUAUUGAGGAAGUUUACAAGUCUUGUAUUGUACGUAAGCUGUACCCACCUCAUAGAUUUGACAUGCCCAGAUCUAUUCUGCUAUCAAGCAUGAUGACACCAGUGGAAAUGUACCUGUAUAUCAGUGACUACCUGAACAUUCUGUACAACAGUGUGUGUGACUCUGUAAUGGAAGGUGUACACCUAACAAUGGACCAUUUCUGUCUGUCUAUACAUGUUUGGUGGGAGGAAGAUCGGCUUCAGCAGCUGGACUUUCCUUACCUGUCCCUGGCGCUGCACACUCAGCAACAGGUGUGGCAGAUGGCCCUGUAUGUUCUACACAAAGAUAUCAAUCCACCUCUGAAGGCUGAUUACAACUCGGUCAGUAACUGUAUCUUCAUCAAUCCUGAAUCCUUGUAUAACUAUCUCCAGGUCAAAGAUGGCUAUGGUAGAAAGCAGGGCCUACAUAUACAGACAGGCACGUUGGGGCCUGUCAAGAUUAGAGGUCAGGCGUGGGCACGUCCAAAUAACUUCUCCAAUCAGAGGCGGGGCCGACCAUACAGGUGAUAGCUAGCCUAUCUAGCAAGAUCACAGCCGGUAAUUGGACAGAGAAAAGCUCAGCCAGAGGACAUGGACAUGGUUUACUGACAAUGUCUAGUCAGAGAACACGGUCGGCUAUCAGAGGACAUGGUUGACUGACAACCUUCAGUCACAGGACAUGGUUGACUGACUUAUCUCCAGUUCUAGGACACUUCAGCAGUCAUAUGUAAUGCAUUAAGUUUCCGGUUUUUGGGUGGGACCCACUGUUUACUAGAAGAUCAAUGCCAGCCGGUGCUGAUGACUAAUAAGGAAUUCUGAAACAUAGAACUGUAUGAUUUAUAUUUCCUCCGAUGAUGAGUGAUUAAGGAUACAUGUGAUAUAACCUAGUCAGUAAUGGAGGAACAGCAGUUUUAGGAAUCACUAGGAUGGUGGUCACUGCUGUGAACAGGAUAUUCCAGUGAUGGACCUUUUGUGACUUUACCAUUUUUUUUAUGUAGUUGAUAACCCAUUAGAAUAUCUAGUACAUUUAACAUGUGUAACUCUUUAUCAAUGUUCAUUUUAAGGUACCUUUUCAUUAGUUCAUAUAUUUUGAUAAUGAACCAAGAAAAUGAAAAUGUUUUAGUUCAUCUGUAGCCUACAUUGAAUAAACGUGAAAAAAUUGGAACAAUAGCACUUCCUUUUUCUAUAGGAUAAAUUUUAAACAAACUUUAUCUUGAGCAUCCUUGAUUGAAUGGGAUAAAGUAAUGUUUAGGUGAUGCUAAAAGACUAGGUGAGCUUUUCAGGCCAUGCAAGGUAAUAAAUUUGUUGAUACAUAGUAUCAUUACACAAGUACAGGUAUCAUUACACAAGUACAGGUAUCAUUACACAAGUACAGGUAUCGUUACACAAGUACAGGUAUCGUUACACAAGUACAGGUAUCGUUACACAAGUACAGGUAUCAUUACACAAGUACAGGUAUCUACACAAGUACAGAUAUCAUUACACAAGUACAGGUAUCGUUACACAAGUACAGGUAUCGUUUCACAAGUACAGGUAUCGUUAUACAAGUACAGGUAUCUACACAAGUACAGGUAUCUACACAAGUACAGUUAUCGUUAUACAAGUACAGAUAUCAUUACACAUGUACAGGUAUCUACACAAGUACAGGUAUCUACACAAGUACAGGUAUCGUUAUACAAGUACAGGUAUCUACACAAGUACAGGUAUCUACACAAGUACAGGUAUCCACAAGUACAGGUAUCUACACAAGUACAGGUAUCGUUAUACAAGUACAGGUAUCAUUACACAAGUACAGGUAUCGUUACACAAGUACAGGUAUCGUUACACAAGUACAGGUAUCGUUACACAAGUACAGGUAUCAUUACACAGGUACAGGUAUCUACACAAGUACAGGUAUCAUUACACAAGUACAGGUAUCGUUACACAUGUACAGGUAUCGUUAUACAAGUACAGGUAUAGUUAUACAAGUACAGGUAUCUACACAAGUACAGGUAUCUACACAAGUACAGUUAUCGUUAUACAAGUACAGAUAUCAUUACACAUGUACAGGUAUCUACACAAGUACAGGUAUCUACACAAGUACAGGUAUCGUUAUACAAGUACAGGUAUCUACACAAGUACAGGUAUCUACACAAGUACAGGUAUCUACACAAGUACAGGUAUCGUUAUACAAGUACAGGUAUCAUUACACAAGUACAGGUAUCGUUAUACAAGUACAGGUAUCUACACAAGUGUUACACAAGUACAGGUAUCGUUACACAAGUACAGGUAUUGUUAUACAAGUACAGGUAUCGUUACACAAGUACAGGUAUCGUUAUACAAGUACAGGUAUUGUUAUACAAGUACAGGUAUCUACACAAGUACAGGUAUCUACACAAGUACAUGUAUCGUUACACAAGUACAGGUAUCGUUACACAAGUACAGGUAUCGUUAUACAAGUACAGGUAUCUACACAAGUACAGGUAUCGUUAUACAAAUACAGGUAUCUACACAAGUACAGGUAUCAUUAUACAAGUACAGGUAUCGUUAUACAAAUACAGGUAUCUACACAAGUACAGGUAUCAUUAUACAAGUACAGGUAUCGUUAUACAAGUACAGGUAUCUACACAAGUACAGGUAUCGUUAUACAAGUACAGGUAUAGUUACACAAGUACAGGUAUCGUUAUACAAGUACAGGUAUCAUUACACAAGUACAGGUAUCGUUAUACAAGUACAGGUAUCUACACAAGUACAUGUAUCGUUAUACAAGUACAAGUAUAGUUACACAAGUACAGGUAUCGUUAUACAAGUACAGAUAUCAUUACACAAGUGCAGGUAUCUACACAAGUACAGGUAUCGUUAUACAAGUACAGGUAUCUUUACACAAGUACAGGUAUCAUUACACAAGUACAGGUAUCGUUACAAAAGUACAGGUAUCGUUAUACAAGUACAGGUAUCGUUGUACAAUACAGGUAUCUACACAAGUACAGGUAUCAUUACACAUGUACAGGUAUCGUUACACAAGUACAGGUAUCAUUACACAUGUACAGGUAUCGUUAUACAAGUACAGGUAUCAUUACACAUGUACAGGUAUCGUUACACAAGUACAGGUAUCUACACAAGUACAGGUAUCAUUAUACAAGUACAAGUAUCGUUAUGCAAGUACAGGUAUCUACACAAGUACAGGUAUCGUUAUACAAGUACAGGUAUCUACACAAGUACAGGUAUCAUUGCAGAAAUAAAAGUUGAAAGUACUGACAGAAUAUAUUAAUACAUAAAAAUGGUAAUUACAGGUUUGUGUGGGAAUAAUUGUGUAUUAAAAUUUGCAAUGGAAUAUAUUACUUCAAACAUGUUUUACAGGUUUGUAUAAGAAUUUUGUAUCAAAAGCAGUGACAGAAUAUACUACAAAUAUUUAAUACAAGUUUGUAUGGGAAUUAUUAUGGUGCUUGACCUCUUCUGUAUCAUCCUGGUGAUAGUUACAAAACCACACUGAAUGAUACUGUUAAGUUUUUUUAUAUAAUCGUGAUAAUAAAAAGAAAUAUGCAUUUAAAUUCAAAACACUUUCAUUGCUUGUGUUUAGAACAGGUUUGAUUUGUAGACAAAAAUGACUAGUAUUGUAUUUCCGAUACAUUUUUGCCAUUUAAUUAUGAUGAGUGUGUUAGCCUGGAAUCUAUGUUCACUUGUCCAUUAUUGUCAUGUUUUUGUAUGCGUAGUUAUAUGUAGGUGAAUAUUUCCCUAUUUUAGAGAAUGUCCAGCUCUCUUGAGUUAGGAAAAAUAUAGUGAUGCUUAAUUCAGCACAAAAUUUCAGAAUAUUUUUUUAAUGCCAAAUUGCAGAAGAAACGUUAAAGUAAGAUGAAAUAUAAAGUAAAGUAUAAAAUUGGAUAUAUUUUCUCAAAUUUCAGGAAAAAUGUAAAAAAUAUAUACAUUGUAUAUAUAUGUUUUUUUUUAAUUGAUUGAAUUUUGCUGCCAAAUAUAUAUAUGUGAAAGAACAAGUAUGUAUCGAAUGUUAUAAGCUCACAUGGCUAAGUGAGCUUUCGCCAUGGCCUCUUGUCUGUCCGUUGUAGAUAUGCCAUUUGUCAACAUUUCCUUUAAAUCACUUCUUGUCACAUAGUACCAAAUUAAUUUUAAUAUAUCAAAUUUGGUCAGAAACAUCCUUAAGGGAAGAGGGAGCAGAUUUUGCAUAACUGGGGACGGGGAUGGGGCCCAAUAGGGGAAAUAGAGGUAAGUCCUUUAAAUCGUUACUUAUCACAAAGUACAGAAUGAAAUCAGAAGGGGAAUAGAUUUCGCAUAAAUGAUGAGUCUUCAUUGACAUAUACACACACACCCGGGGGUCAGAGGGAAGGGCCCAAUGGGGAAAUAGAACGAAGUCCUUUAAAUCUCUACUGUAGUCACAGGGGGCAAAAAUGUAAAAAUCUCCUUUUCCUUAACCAGGCAGCCCACAUUAAUCAUACAAUUGGCCUGUAGGUAUUCGGGCUAAUUACGUGCUCAAAAUUUUCCUCUACUUCAACAAUUAUAGGCAUUAGAUGUCCAAAAUGAUAACUGACCCGGUGCAUGAUGGAACAGAGAUACAACUUCAUUUAGUAAGGAACAUUUAAAUCAAGGUGACUUGUAUAUAUGGAAAUUACACAACUAUCCAUGCGAGCAAUACAGGUCCUCUGGGCCUCUUGUUUUUUACUUCGUCAAAGCAAAACCAUUUUUCUAUGUUGUGUUAUGCAAACAUAUAUUUAUUUUGUAAAUUUGAAGAGAAAUAUUCAAAUAUUUCAAAUAUACCGUAUUUUACUAGUUGUGAAAAGUUCAGAAGAUGAGCUUCCAUUUCCUCAUUUUAGAUAGAAUAUUUGAAAAUGUAGUUAAUUAAAUGUAGAUAACUUUAUUAAAAUGAUUUGAAUAAUUUAGUUUAAUAACCAUUUGUUUUUUUUAAUGAGACAGAAUAUGUGCAGUAUGGGGUUAUAAUGUUGUAGCCACAGAACUUGUAAACCUUGCAUUUAAUCUGAUAUUUCUUUAAAAUUGUAUUUUUGCUAGCAUUUUAGAAGGAAAGUAACAUAUUUGCUGCUUAUGCCAAUUUUACUUUCCUGUUAAGAUAAUUUUUUUAUGUCCACAUACUAGGGUAUGUUAUUGCAUUUUAUCAGUUUUUUUUUUGUCAUUGAAAAUAUCCAUUUAUGUGUUCAGUAUUAUAAUGAGAUAACACAAUUAAGUUGUAAAUUUAGAAAUCCUUUAUUACAUAUUGAGCAAAUCAAAACUAAAGCAAAAUUUGAAAUGUGCAUCAAAAUCACAUAUGUCACAAAUCUGUUAUGUUUCAUUCAUUUUCCACAGAACCUGAGCUCCUUACGUAGUACGUGUUUAACUGGUAAUUAAAUUUCCAGAUCUGUGGUCUGUUCAAUAUUUUGUACUGGAAUAUUAUGGAAGGACUUCAAAUUCAUUUGUAUGAAAAAUAAAGACCUUCCAGAAAAUGAGUCAUUUGUCAACUUACCUACCUAGUAAGUGAACAGAAGUAGUUUGCAAUUACCGAAAUCAGUGUUGCCUAUGCUCAUUACUCUUUAAGAAGACUUUUGUUCAUUUGUACUUUUUGCUAUGUUCAAAUAGUAUUGUAUUCUUUAAUUAAAAGCAUACAAUUGCA
Molecule: messenger RNA, 16605 nt
Organism: Pecten maximus
Lineage: Eukaryota; Metazoa; Mollusca; Bivalvia; Pectinida; Pectinidae
Exons: 17
Coding region: 126-11540 (3804 amino acids)
Cellular component (GO): nucleus
Molecular function (GO): zinc ion binding; nucleic acid binding
Source: RefSeq, a predicted model, not a curated record